GGGACUGGCGCAUGCGCUGCCGGAGUGGGCGGAGCUCCCUGGCGGUCCGGAGAAAAGACAAGGGAGCGGUGGCCGGUCGCCUCAGACCCCCGCUCAGGAGGGAGCGGGCGGUACUAGGCAAGAGGGGCUGCGUUUCCGCAGCACUCGGCGCCUGCUGUCUUCCAUUCCUCCUCGGCCGCCUGAGGAGGAGCGACCAUGUCGGUCGUCUUUUACAUCCUCUCCACGCUGGGCGGCUACCUCUUCACCUCGGCGCUGCUGCUGAAGUACCCGGGCUUGCUCCACCGACCCAAGCGCCACCGCUUCCGAUGCCGGCACAUCUCCCACCGCGGCGGUGAGGGCGGCCGCUGGGCGUCGUUGUAUUCAUGUAUAUGCAUAUAUAUUGUCAAAUCGAGAGGCAGGAUUUUUCUUUUUCUUUUGUGAAGGGGCGCAGCUUUAUUUUGGGGAGUGGGCGUAGCAAUCGAGAGAGAGAAAAGGGGGUGUUCUCUGGUGGAGAGGAUUUUUUUUGGGGGGGUGUUGCCCACCUUACCAUUUGUAAUUAUUAAAUACGGGGUUUUUUUAAUAUUGAGGCUAUCCCGAAGAAUAUGGGAGGGAAGCUGUUACAAAUUGAAUCAUACAAUAACGAUAAUUGGGGGCGGGGGUAGGGUCUUGCCUUACUAAUAAUAAUAUUCGCAGUAUUUAUAUCCCUCUCUUAACUGGACAUUUUCAAUCCCAGAGCAGGGAACAAACAGAGAAAAUAAACAGAGAAAAACAAUAUACAAAAAAUGCAAAAUCAUAUAAAGGGGGGGGUCCCUAGCAUAUUAUUUAUUUGUAAUUAUUGAAUGCACUGUUUUUAAUGUUGUUUGUUAGUCACCCAGGGAAUAUGAGAGGGAAGCUGUAUGAAUUUAAUAAUAUAAUAAUGGUAAUUUUGUGGGGGAGGGGGAUUUGUCUUAUUAUCUAUUUGUAAUGAUUAAGUACAUUAUUUUUAAUAUUAUUUAUAAGUGUCCAAAUGGCUAUUUAUUGAUGGGAGGGAAGCUGUAUAUACAUUCAACAAUAUAAUAUUUGUAAUGAAUGUUCUUGGGGCAGUGCAGAUUUUUGGGUGGGGGACAGAUAUUUUGUGGGGAGGCAAGAACUGGAGAGAAAACUAUUAUUGGGAAUGUAGAGCAUUUUGGUGGUGACAAGUUGGGAGAAAAUAUUGGGGGGGCAACAAAUGGAGAUAAAUCUUUUGAGGAGGGGUGAAAGGGGGGCUACAAAGAACUAUAGGGGCAACAGAUUGUGAUACAAAAAUAAUACAUUCUUGGGCAGGAACUGAAUUGGGGGGGGUUAUGGUAGAGGAGAGAGAAGACCCACUUGCCCUCCCCCCCUUGGGGGUGAUGAAAAAUGUGUAUGUGUACAAGGUCACACCCCCACCCCAGCCCCUGAAAAUCUCCGGGUGAAGCAAUUGAUUGUCCUAGGGACUUCAGCGGCAAUUUAAAGAGAAGAAAGGGAGAACAUUGGCGGUGAUGCUGGCCUUGCUCGCUCACUCUCUUCCUCUCUCAAAAAAGCUGACCUUGAAAUCUGUGCCCCCUCCUUGCUCCCCCGCCCCUAAGAAAAGGGGUGGAGAUUGCUACCUUUCUUUCGUGCCUAGCCUCACCCCCCCCAAAAAAAUAAAACACUUCUUCAGACAUCAGCAAGCAAAUUUUACUGUGAUGAUAAUGUCUGAAUGUUGAAAUAGAGAUUAUAUUCUGUUUUUGUAUGUUACACUGUUAUUUUUCAUCAUCCUCUCUCUGGGCUGCUUCUCACCCCCUCCACACAAUGGCAAGUUUCCUUUCCUCUCUCUCCCCCUAUCCUCUUUAUAGAGGAUUUGCCUUUUUCAACAUCCCCCAAAUCUGGCCAGCUUUGUUUUCUAAAGUUCUCACACACACUCCUUUAUGCAGUCCUCCCCUCUAGUAUCCCUUUCAUUCUUCCUCCCCGUUCUUCCUCCCCAAGCCCUCCCUUUUGUCAGACACUUCUCUGCUUCGGAUUUCAGAAGUGUCUUUCAGAAGUAUCAUUUAGAUUUUCCAACCUCUCCCUCCCCCUUCUGCAACUUGUCUGCUUCCUAAACUUCACAACUCCUUCCACCUUUUUGUAUCCUUUGGAAUUCCUUUUUUGUACAUCCCCCUCCCUAUGCCCUGUUAUCUUGUCAGCCAUCUGUCAAACUUUAAAUAGGCAAUUUCAGAAUAUUCUCUUUUUUAGAGAUGUUGCAAAAUCUGUCUUGUUUAGACAGGCUGCAGCCCUGAGAGGGCAGCAGGGUCAGGGUUAAGUUGGGAGUAGGUGGGUUUCAGGGCAGCUAAUGGACAGCAUGCUUUUAAAUCUUGUUUUGUUUUUAAAGCAGUCUUUUAAUUGGGUCUGUCCCAAGUUCAUAUGGAGAUAGGGCUUUAAAAAAAUCAAUGAACUAUAAUCCUGUGCCUGUCUUUUUGGGAGGCAUUAUUAUUAACAAUGUUUCUAUACUGCCCUUCGUCGGAGGAUCACAGGGUUUACAGGUUUACAGUAUAAAAACACAACAAUACAUACGAUAUGCAUGCCAGACCUUUAUUGAGCAACCUGUGCUUAAAUUGUGUUGGACGCUUCGUAACUUUGUGAGCAUGCACCUUGCAGUAGUUAUUCCCUACCCCUUUAUGAUAGGAAGGUCUAUCCUCCCCAUCCCAAAUCUGUUACCUCUCACCAUUUGAUACCAGCUUCCUUAGAGUUGAAUGUCAACUACGUGUGCUGAAAAGGAAGUAAUAAAAAGGUAAGAGGUACCAGCACCUAUGUGUUCAUUAGCAUUAUAAUAAAUAAGAAGAACAUAAGAAGAGCCUCUUGGAUCAGGCCAAAGUGAGCCCAUCUAGCUCAGCAUCCUGUUCUCACAGUAGAGGUAGGAGGUAAAAUACAUGGGCCCCAAAUUUCCUCCUUAGAGGGGUUGCUCAUCAUGCUCCUUUUUUGCAAGAGGGGUUUCUGAAUCCUUUAAUGGUAUAUUUCACAACUCUACAUUUUAUCUUAGUAAUUGCUCAGCUAGGUCAUUUUACCAGCCAAUGGCAAUUAAAAUGUCAUCUUUCCUCAAGGGAUUUCACUUGACUCACUUUCUAAUCUGUUUAGCCUGUGCUAUUGGGUGACAGAGAGAAGGUGGAACUGCACAACACCUACUUUGCCUCUGUCUUCAUCCAAAAGGAAAGUGGCGCCUAACCUGGUAAAUCAUGCAGCACAAUAAAUAACACAAUAAAUCAUGCAAGGAGGGAGAUGAAGCCCAAGAUAGGAAAAGAGCUGGUAAGGGAACACCUAGCUGCUUUAAAUGAACUAAAAUCUCCAGGACCUGAUGAGCUGCACCCAAGGGUACUAAAGAAGCUUGCAGAUAUCAUCUCAGAGCAUCUGUUUAUAAACUUUGUGAACUCUUGGAGAGCAGGUGAGGUCCCUGCAGACUGGAGGCGGACAAAUGUUGUUUCCAUCUUUAAAAGGGGUGUGGGAGAGCAGCAAAAAGUUCAGUGGUUCUCAGAGUGUGUGGCAUACCCAAACUAACAAAAUGAAUUUCAGCAGGGACAAAUGUAAGGUUCUACACUUAGGAAGGAAUAAGAAGCUGUGCAAAUAUAAGAUGGGGGACACCUAUGAACAGGAUCUAGGGGUCUUAGUAGACCACAAGCUGAACACAAGUCAGCAGAGUGAUGCAGCAGCAAAAAAAAGCUAAUGCUAUUUUAGGCUGCAUCAGCAGAAGUAAAAUAUACUAGUCAUACUAGUCCUGUUCUGUUCUGCAUUGGUCCAUUCUGCCUUGGAGUCUGUCGAGUUCUAGGCACUACAAUUUAAUAAGGACAUUUACAAGCUGGAAUGUGCAGGGAAGGGUGUCCAAGAUAAUAAUGGGUCUGGAAACAAAGACUUAUGAGGAAUGGUUGGUGGAACUGGGUAUGUUUAGUCUGGUAAAAAGGACACUGAGAGGAAAUAAGAUAGCCAUCUUCAAAUAUCGUAAGGGGCUAUCACAUGGAAGGUGGAUCAAACUUGUUUUCUUCUGCUCUGGAGGGUAGGACCCAAACCACUGGAUUCAAGUUACAAGAAAGGAGAUUCUGACUAAAGAUCAGAAAAAAAUUAUUGAGAGUAAGAGCUGUUGACAGUGGAACAGACUCCCACAAGAGGGGGUGGACUCUCCUUCCUUGAAGGUUUUAAAGCAGAGGUUGAAUUCAUGUGUGAUCUGGUGGAGAUACCUGCAUUGCAGGGAGUUGGAUUAGAUGACCCUCAGAGUUCCUUCCAAUGCUAUAGUUCUAUGCUUCUACUCCAGAAGCUUUUAAAUGAAUGGAUGAGGGCAUAUAAGCAAUCACAGAACCUGCAGUCCAGUCCUGAGCUGUUAAUACCUGCCUUGCACUCUGAACUGAGGCUGCUUUCUGCGUGAUGAAGCUUCCCAAGAGUAAACCUCCAUCAGCGCAUUCCAUGAAGAUUAUCCUGCAAAGCUAAUGCCUUCCACUCCUAUUGUGCAAAAGUAAGAUGUGUGACCAAACAAAGUUGUGACCUUCAGUUGAAGUGGGAUACUUGCCUUGUUUGAACUGGUUCUUGUAUUGUCCCUGAAGAGGCUGGCCAGACGAAGGCUGUUUUCUGCAGGAAUUAGCUUUAAGUACAGAUGUUUAAGUACAGCUGCGUGCAAGGAUGAUCAGGAUUUUUCAGCUCCAUCAAAAGAAUUUAGGCAUCUGGAUGACAAGGUCCUUGUCACCUUUUCCUUACUCCAUUCACCUGCUUAUACUGCUUCCAUUUGCUGCCUUCCAUGCAUCCCCUAAGGGACGCGGGUGGUGCUGUGGGUUAAACCACAGAGCCUAGGACUUGCCGAUCAGAAGGUCGGCGGUUCGAAUCCCCGCGAUGGGGUGAGCUCCCGUUGCUCGGUCCCUGCUCCUGCCAACCUAGCAGUUCGAAAGCACGUCAAAGUGCAAGUAGAUAAAUAGGUACCGCUCCGGCGGGAAGGUAAAUGGCAUUUCAGUCAUGAGCAUGGCUCAGUCAUGCUGGCCACGUGACCCGGAAGUUGUACGCCUGCUCCCUCGGCCAAUAAAGCGAGAUGAGCGCCGCAACCCCAGAGUCGGCCACGACUGGACCUAAUGGUCAGGGGUCCCUUUACCUUUUACCUAUGCAUCCUCUAGACCUGGAAUAUAACUAGAACUCACCAGGUUAAGACUCUCUCCCACCUCUAUAAAAUCUUUCUCUGUUGCAUCCUUGUGUUCGUUUGCUGGUUGUAAUCACAGAAGAAUCGACCCUUUCCUCACCUCUGCUCCUCCAUCAAGCUGUAAUCUCUCCUUUCGUUUUUGUCUUCCAUUAUUUAGAUUUUUAAUGCUCUCUGGGCAGGGAUACUGGUUCUUCACAGGGGCAGGGAGAAAAGGGAGGCUUUCUUAUUUGUGUUGGGUCAAUGCCUUCUGUCCUGAUGAAUGUGAUGUGCCUUGUUUUAAGGCCUUUUAAUCUUUCUAGCUGCUGGCUGUACUGUUACCUGCCAUAUAAAAGCCACCUUGUUUGCUGCCUCCCAUCUAAUUCAGAAAUCAAACUCUGCCUCAUCCUGAGCAUCAACAUGAAUGCUUCAAGUUGUCUCAGUUUACAAGCCUUCAUAGAACUUCCUCAUCUAUUAUUAGUAGACAGACCUGCAUUAAGAAACUGCUUGUUCUGGAAGAUGAGUAACUGAGCUCUCAGAUACUCUUAUUCCAGAGCCCUGAAUCUCCCAUCGCUGAGUGGAUGAGCUUUCUUUUUUACUUGUGCUACACAAUAUGCUUUCUACUGAGUAGAUUUGAAUGAACGAUGCUUGCAGAGGUUCAGUACCAGAGCUGCCAAACAUGCAAAUAUGAGGCCUUUGUUUGGCCUGUUGAAAAGUGGGCUUGUUUAAUCAGGAAUGGUUUUAUUCUUAUUGUUAUUGCUGUAAUAUUUAUUUGAUGUUUUACCUGCCUUUUUACUAUCAGGUCCCACGGCAGGUUACAAGUGAUCAAAAAGUCAGUAAUAUAUAAAAUUAAAAAGACUUUAAAACAAAUUGCACUUAACAGGCGUAGGUUGGGUACCAAAAAUAUAUAUCUUAGAUGUCAAAGGCCAAUGUAAAGAAGUGUGUUUUCAGAAUACAGCAGAAACUGUAUAAUGAAAGUGUCAGGCGCACCUCUGUGGGUAAGGAAUUCCACAAUGUAGGAGUUGCCUCUUCUGGGCCACCACCAUUCCAAACUUCUGAGGGUGAUUGAACCUCCAAGAUCUGCUGAUGUUAACAUCCAAGAGGGUCUGUAGGGAAAGAGGCAGUCUUUCAAAUAUUUGGGGCCUAAGUCAUUUAAAGCUUUGAACACUAAUGUGAGCACCUUGGAUUGGGCCUGGAUUGGGCCUUGAACUGGCAACCAACUAUAUUAGCCCUACUGGGCAUCUACAUGCACCUGUGUUUUCAAGUGGUGGAUACAGUAAGCUCUUUGGCCCUGUUCAUGUUGAACCGUAAGGCUUCUCCAUUUGCUCAAGAUACAGGUCAUAGAUAAGUAGUGAUGGCUCUCUUCCACAUUGGGUUGUUAAGAGUUGGUUUAAGAUGCCAAGUUGAAAUUAGAUCAGAUCUAAAACCACUCAUUGCAGACUUUCAUUGACUUGCGUAGGAUUUGCCCCCAUGCGGCACAUAUUGUGGUAUAAUCAUUUCCCCUUCCAGGGAACCGAUUCUAAAGACCUUCUGUCCCAGGAUAACAAAGCGAUAUAGGCUUGCCUUGAGAGUGUCUGGCACUUAUCUAGGUCACAUUUCAUCAGAGUUAAAUUACAUAGAGGUAAGAAGAUCAGGCACUAAUGCACCUGAAUCUUCUGCAAGCUGGGCUGGUCCUCUGACUUAAACUCACUCUGUAAUGUGGGAUUCCAGGUUCCAUCCUCAGCUGGCUGAUGCAACUCAGUUCUCUGACAUGUGGAAAUAAAAAGCCAACUUUGUUCAUGUUUGUUCCCCAAACAUGUGCUUUUUAUUUCUUACAAAGGGCUAAUGUGACAAAGUGACUUAAGAGACACUGCUAAGAACCUAAGAAACCCUGAGCUGUAAAAGAAUCUGCCUUGUGCUUCUUUUCCACCUAGCCCGGUUUCACACAAACACACAGACACACCCACCGACUGGCACAGGAUUCUCUGGGUUUCUGGGAGAAAGUGAUUUUUCUUAUCGCUUACUACUGAGCCCUGCAGAUAGAACUAGGGUGGGCAUGUAGAGAAUUGCAAUCUUCUCUGAAUAUGUACUAGUAUGUAUAAUCAGCCUUGUACAAUGUGGUUAUAAUGGUUCCUUUAUUGCAUCCUUCCCCAACCUCUGUCCCUUCAUAUCAGCCUCACUUUGCAUGGCCAAUGGUCAGGGGAGAUUUUCUUUCUUUCUGAAAAUAAUGAUAUACCACUAUUGAUAAAAUAAAAUCAAGAGUCGUUUGCUACAGUUAUGCAUAAAACCACACAGUAAAAAAACAUAGAAAAUGUUAAAAUCAAAAACCAACCAACUAAUAUGGAAAGAUGUACAGUUCUCUUAAUUGCCUGUGGAGCCUGCUGCACGCAUUAGAAAAGUUUGCAGCAGGUGUUGAAAAGCAGACACAACGCCUGCUGAAUCUCUGUAGGCAAAGUAUUCCACAACACUGGACCGAUGAUAUUAAGGACUCUGGUACAGUGAUACCUUUUGGUUACAAACUUAAUUUGUUCUCGAGGUCCAUUCUUAACCUGAAACCGUUCUGAACCUGAGGGACCACUUUAGCUAAAGGGGCUUCCCGCUGCCGCUGCACGGUUUCUGUUCUCAUCCUGAGGUAAAGUUUUAACCCCAAGUACUACUUCCGGGUUAGCGAAGUCUGUAACCCGAAGUGUUUGUAACCUGAGGUACCAAUGUACUUGUAGCUGUUAAUUGGGCCUUUCUAACUCAGUUGAUUAUCUCAAUGAUCAAGCUGGGAUAUUAGGGGUUCAGCCAACCCCUGAGGUACCCUGAACCUAAGUUGUUCAGGACUUUAAUACAAAGACAUUGAGCCUGGCUUGGUAGCAGCCAGCCAGCCAGGGCAGAUGCUUUAACAAUGGUGUCACAUGUUUUCAGCCAAAUAGCAGCCUGGUAUCUCAAAUUCUUCACCAGCUGGAACUUCCAAACCAGACCCAAGAGGAGCCCUGCAUGGUGGGAGUUGUAGUUCAACAACAUAUGGAACACAAAAGGUUGUGGGAGACUGAUCUCAUAGAUGAAGUGCUGUGCUAAGUUGUGUUUCUCUUACCUUGCAAAAGUACAUUGGGUACAUGUUUUGUCCAGCUGUUUUGUAGUCCAACUUUCUGUUUCCAAAAGUGGUUGACUAGGAUCACUUAGUUACUUGCCCUCAGCAUCUGAAAAUUGGAGGAAUCAUGUCUCUGAAUAUGGAGGCUUUAUGAUGUACUAAUACCCAAGUUUGACUAACACUUUUAAAAAGCCAUCUAAGGCAGAAGCAAUCAUUACCUCUUCUAGUAAUGAUUUCCAUAUUUUAAUUAGAGAGAAGUUCACCUCACUCCACAUCCAGCCAAGGGCUUUAAUGUGGAUCAGAUCUCAGAUUCAAUGGUCGCUUAAUUCUAGCACUCAGAUCAUACAGCUGAAAUCAUAACUACGCAAUCAAAUAUUUAGAGUCCUCUGCUUAUUUUUCCAUUGUAAUUUUGCUAAUUCCUCCAUUGCACUGUGUGAGCAUGGCAAAGGUAGAAAUGGUAAUUAGUAAGGGGGAAACAUGACUGUUCCGUAGAAGUUUGAGUGUGGUGAUAUUUAUGUGUGUUUGAGCCACUUAACAAGAUGUGUUAAUAUAGUAAUUAGAUGAACAACUAAGUGGGCAGGUGGCCAUGCUAUUACGUUGCAGCAGAAACCUUGAUGGUGCAUUAAAGACACAGAUUCCCCCCGCCCCAAGGUGGAUUAGAGUGCAUUUAAUCAAAUCCAUUCAUUUUUAUUUAAGAUAUUUAUAUCCAGUCUUUCAGGGCAAAACCCUCCAAAGGCAGCUUAUAAAAUUUAAUUAGCUACAUAUACCAAACAGGUAUAUGCGCAUUCAAAUAAUUUUGCAGUAUAAUCUUCCUUUUAUGCACCUAUCUGUGAUCCAUACUUCCCCUGUCCAACAAAAUUGUUCCCAUGCCAUAUACCAAGGACAGUCAGCAUGGUGCCCUCCACAUGCUUUGGACUUGAACUCCCAUCAGCCCCAGGCGGCAUGGCCAGUGGUCAGGGAUUAUGGGAGUUGUUGUCCACAACAUUUGGAAGGGCAUCAUGUUGCGUACGCCUUCCUUAUGUCUCUCCGCCCUGCGCACCAAUCCCACCUUGGACGGUCUGAAGUCUUAGUCUGUACAACUUUCAUUCUAAUAAUAGAAAGGUUUCAGAAUUACAAGCAGUAUAUCAUGUCAGGUGUGGUUGUCAUCGUUUUGUCCUGUUCUCCAAAGCUUUUCACAUCUAUGUGGCAGGCUGUCAUUCAGCAGGUGUGGAUCUGUACCAAGGCGUGACGGAGAGGUACCUGGCUUAUUCCUUUCCUGUUAAUGAGCCCGGACUUCCUCUUCCUCACCCUGUUCUGCCUUUAUAGAAUCAGCAGGAAGAAGGAAGGUGGCAAACCCAGAAUUGGCCACUUAAUAUGGGGCUCCCUACCUUCCACCCUGCCGUUCCCAAUGGGUACCAGCCACCAGUGUUUAAAGAAUGAGAACAGGGAUUGUUAUGAUGGGGUUUCCUUACAGAACUUGCCUGGUAACAUCAGAGUUCGUAGCUUAUAUUUUCUCUUUCUCUGUUGAGGAGGUGGAGCUGAUGCAUUUGCUUCCUGAUUUAACAGGUGUUUGGUAUGUUUAAGCUGAGCGUGACCUAUGAACUGUAGCCUUAAGGAGGAAGGGCAGUGAGCACAUGCGUUAGUGAGUGGGUGAGGGUAAAUAAGCUUUGAAUCUCCUUACGGUUCUAAAUGUUAGGGGACCAGGGUUAAAUUGUACUUUUUUCACUUUUCAAGUGCCUCUGAAGAGUGGUUAUGCUUGACACAUACGCCGGAAGAUAUUUCAGUAGAUCAGACUUUUUGAGAGAGGAAGAGGAAGGAUGGAAUGGCAACUGUGUGCUAAAGCCUGUUCCUUAACCCACUGCAGUGUCUGUUUGCAGACAGUUUCGCACACAAUACAUUUUGUCUAGGAUCUCUAUUGAAAACAGCUGGUGCACAGCUGUACGUUGUAUUAACAAACAUUGUACGUUCAAGAUGUUGGAGGUAAGAGUUCUGAGUUGCUGCAUGGAGUGCAUAUUAAGUGGCUUUAAACUGGCAUCGACCCCACACAGCUUUGCACCCACAUUCACUCACUUACUGCAGUCCUUGGCAAGAAUCUGUGUCAGACUCAUGCCUCUCAACUUGGCACUUACUGUGCAGUGAAACUAGGUCCUUAAGGAUAAAGAAGGAAAGACAAAGAACUUUUUGUUGGAGCAGAAUAGUAUAGGCGAUUGAGUUUGUUGCAAGUGCUACUUAGAUGUCUGGCCAGUUUUGAUAGCAUUAAAUCCAUUUAGCAAUGGCAGAUGGAAGCAGCUUUCUCAGAGUUGCGCCAUUUCUGUCACUGGUUUUAAGUCUGUGUUAUGCAUCCCUGUUUCAUUAUAUAUAUAUAUAUAUUCCUGUGAGGUGAAACUAGGCACUAUUCUCACUUUUGGUGAGCCAAGCAAACCAUAAAAUUCAUGAAAUGCCUUUAAAAUAUUAUUUUAUUAUUUUAUUUGCCACUUGAUGCCAAAAUAGGCUUUCUGUGGUUUGCAAAAUAUGACGAGCUGUUCCACUAGCGUUAAAAUAUAAACAUCCAUUCAGUACAAACCUCAAAAUGCACAAUGAAACAAUCCGGCCACUAGAACAGGAGCAUCUUCAAAACAGGUGCAAAGAGUUCACAAAAUUCACCUAGCUCCCUUGCAGCUCUUAAAACAUGCAGCUCUUAAAACAUGCAGCCAUGAUCCUGGCACCAAGUGGUUGCUAUUUCCUUUAAAAUGCUGUUUUUUCCCAACAGGGGCUGGAGAGAAUCUGGAAAAUACCAUGGCAGCCUUUCGCCAGUGAGUAUCACAAUUUUUAUCAUCAGUAUUUGCUUACACAGACAGUUGGCACAUGUGCAUCUCUAGUGGCACAGUGGGUCAGUGCGCCUGGCUGUUAACCAGAACGCUGGUGGUUUGAGUCCAGCCAGGGAUGGCUGUGGGCAGGAUUCCUGCAUUGCAUGGGGUUGGACUAGAUGACCCUCGGGGUCUCUUCCAACUCUAUAGUUCUAUGCUUCUAUGACUUGUUUACACAGCCAGUUGUUCUUGGACAAUAGCACUUCAGUCCAAUCUAUUUCAGUAUUUGAGAGCUAAUCAGCAGAGACCCCCUGAGGCUCUUGUCUUGCUUAUAAAUUAUCUCCAUAAAAAUGUUCAGGUUAGGCAAUAGGCUUAUUCAUUUGACCUUUCCCUGAGCUGCAGAAAUGUGGGUGGCAUUCCUCAUUUCCUGCAGGUGGCAUUCCACAUUCCCUGCAUGCACUCGGUUUCCUUUGAAGGAUCUGUGUGUCUGAAAUACUUUAGCAUUUCCUUUCAUGGGUCAACAAGAGCUGCUGUUUGCAGAGGACAUAAUGUCAUCCUCCCUUCUAUUAACUUCUCUUGAGAAAGGAAGCCAUCCAGCACGUGGGGUUGGCUUUUCCAGGUCAGGGAGGCAGGUUUAAGCUGGAGGAGAAGCUUCUCCCUUCAACUCCCCACCUACCUUCCAAGGUAUCUUUUCACUUUUGUAGUGGCAGACAGAUGUCUUCUGAGCUCUGUGUUGUCAAGGUGUCUCCUUCCUUCCCCAAGCAAAACAGAUGAGAGAGAGGAUUCUCUUGCUUUCCUGGCCAGCUUCCAUCUGUAGUGGGAUGGCCCUCCCCCCCCCCCAAAAAAGAGUAAUAGCUGUAAAUCUAGGAACCCCUAGAACAGAUUUAGAGGGCAUGCAGGGAAAGAGGAAGACCAGUUGCACAAACACGAACCUUUGCAUCGACGGAACACAUUAUUUGAAUUCCAGCCAAUGGAUUUUCUCUUUAAUAUUUUGGAAAGUAAUACGUGAUGGAGGGAAUACUGGUAUGCAAGUUGUGGCUUGCCCAAGAUUGCUUGCUUAAGAAUAACAAAUUUGAGAGUAGAACCCAGGAGAAAAGUUUCUGUUUCCUUCAAACCAAAACAUAAAACUGCCUUCCAGUGCCGGCUUUUCAACAGAGCUGAAGCCCUGAACACAGAAGGUCACUGUUGUGAAAGUUAGAUAGUUUAAUACGUUUGUGUUACUUCUCGGCCUUGAGGCUGGGAAUGCCGUGCAGAAGUUUGCCGUGUUCUUUAAAAGCUUUCCUACGUGGGCCUCCUUGCCACAUGGAUACACAUUGGGAAAAAGCUACAGCAGAGGGCAGUGAGAAGAGGCACCUGUUCAGUGGGCUAAAGUUAUCAGAUGUUCCUUGCAGUCUGCUGCAAGGGUCACAGAGAAAUAAAGGUCAGUGUAUUUCCUAUUUGCCACUGAGAGCUUUGGCUUCUGAAACAAAAUAAAUCCAGGGUGGGUGGGUGUAUAUCUGCACCUGCAAUUAAAUAUAUGAAUGUCAAAGCUUGUAUUUCAUAGACAAUAUCCCUGGAUUAAUGAACCUUUUAGUAAGAGGACACCCAGCCUUUCAACAGAGGUGCCACAAGUGGCUGCAGUCUGGGAUAGGGGAAAGUGAUCCAUGCAGGCUUGAUUGUGGCAGAGUCAGACCUGCGUGGCAACCAGCCCUCUCCCUAUUACUGGGCUAAUGGUUGCCUAAUAUCCCAAUGCUUUUAGAGGCAAAACACACAGGGCACACAGACUGCAUAUGUUCUAUAGCACAUACUAAUCAGAUGAUGGGGACAGACUGCUGCCAGCAGAUCAGUGUGGUGUGUGUCCUGAUUUGAGCAAGGGCUGAAGAAUCAGCAGAAUUGGCGCUGUGAUGUGGAAUCCCUAGAGGUACAAAGUGAUUAAAAAAUAUUCGUCUAUGCAGAUCAGGGACUCAGGUGCACGUCUCCAGGGACUACAAUCUCCUUUUGCCAGGAAGAACAGACGCCAUGAAAAGCAAACACAUUCAGUUAUCACAUUUGAAAGAGGUGUACUGAAAUCAAGCUUGGAACCGCAGUGGGUCUUGCAGCAGCUUGAAGGCUAGCAAAUAUAUUGUGGCAUAAGCUGUAGUGGGCCAUAGUCCCCUUCAGCAGAUGCAUUAAGUGUAAGCCUAAAUUGCCAUGGUGCACCAAAACCAAACGCAGUUAAACCUGCAGUUAAACAUAUCUCUCCCAUAUCAGUCUCUACAGCCACAGCAGGCGCUGUAACUCUCCAGCAGUUUGACUUCACCCCCGAAGGCACACUCUUCCACUGUAUCCCAAGACAGAUGGAUGCCAACAACAGCAAUCACUGAGUUGGCAGUCCAGUGUGGUGCAGUGGUUAGAGUGCUGCACUAAGUCUUGGAUGACCAGGGUUCAAGUCCCCACUCAGUGGGUGACCUUGGGACAGUCAGUCAAGCUCAGCCUAGCCUACCUCACAGGGUUGUUGUAAGGAGAAUAUGAGGAGAGGGUGAGUAUAUAUACCACCUGGAACUCAUUGGGAUGUGGAUGGCGCUGUGGUCUAAACCCCUUUUGAGCUUGCCAACCAGAAUGUCAGCAGUUCAAAUCCGCACUACAGGAUGAGCUCCCAUUGCUCUGUCCCAGCUUCUGCCAACCUAGCAGUUCGAAAGCAUACCAGUGCAAGUAGAUAAAUAGGUACCACUGCGGCAGGAAGGUAAAUGGCGUUUAUAUGAGCUCUGGGACUCAUCACGGUCCUCCAUAUGCCAGUAGUAGUUUAGUCAUGCGGGCCACAUGACCUGGAAAGCUGUCUGUGGACAAACGCCAUCUCUCUUGGCCUGAAAAGCAAGAUGAGCACUGCACCCCAUAGUCACCUUUGCCUGGACUUAACCAACCAGGGUCCUUUACCUUAUCAUUUGAGGAAAUGCAGGAUAGAAAUGGGAUAAAUGAAAUAAACUCCAGUGCUUAAAAACUUGCACCAACUGCCCAUGUGUUGCCAGGUCAGAUUCAGUGUCCUUGUAUAGUGGAACCUUGGUUUUCGAACAUAAUCCAGAAGUCCGUUCGACUUCCGAAACGUUCAAAAACCGAGGAUCAAAGAGCUGUCAGCAAGUUCAGUGGGGAAAAAUGAGAAAUGUUCGGCAGCCGAGACAUGUGAAAACCAAGGUUUGACUGUAUUAGUUUCUAAGGCCCAUAAUAACUUUGGUCCAGGAUAUCUUAUGGGCCAUCUGGAUCCUUGACAUUCCUGUUGGUCAUCCCUCAUGGCUCAGAUGCAUGGCUCUUAACUGCUAGAAGUCCCAGGGCUGUUUUGCAACCUACACACUCUCCAGUAAAUUCAUUAAAGCUGCUAGGUAUUACUUCAAGACUGCCUUGAAAUGUGUGGGCUGUGGAUUUCAGCAUUAAUUUCAGAAUCAAUAACGUGUUGGAUUUGCCUCCCCCCUCCCUCGCAUCCAAUUACUCUUUGCAAAAUGGCAAAUUACUACAGAUUUCUCAGUGGGGAACCAGAAGAAACCACACAUUCCUUCUUUGUGAGGGAGUUGUGAUUAUAACCCAGGAAUUGAUUCAGGUUUUUUAAGUCUUUCUUUGUACUUAGUAGUAUUAUCACAGCUAGUACUGUACACUUUCUUCCAAAGUGCUAGGCAUUGUCAGAAUUUUCCUAGCUUGAACAAGGCUGUUGAAAAGCGCCACGGGCAAUUCUAAUCUCCAUGGCAGCUAAACGUGAUGGUUUUAACACAACAAAGUUUCCCCUCUUCUCUUUAGCUCUGCUAAAGCAGACCUUGGAAGGAGGUUCUUUAGAUUUCAUAAAGAUUGUGGUGAAGACUGGCUUUAUUUAAAUAAUGAAGUGUCAGGGUGUGCCUUUCUAAUUGCUUGCGAACUCUCUUGCUUUUGGUAAAUUGUUGGCUAUUAUUUUUGGCAUUUCAGUUCCCUCUGAACCCUACAAUCCCCUCUUCCUGCCAUAUGUAUUUAUUAGUAUUAGUAGUAUUAAUUGCAUUUGCAAGCCACCUUCCCCCCGAAAAGCUCAAGGUGGCGUACCUUCUUCUCCCCCUCAUUUAAUCCCCACAACAACCCUGUGAGGUAGGUUAGGCCAAGAGGCAGUGACUGGCCCAAGGUCACCCAGUGAGUUUGGUGGCAGAUUGGGGAUUUUCAACCCUGUUCUCCCAGGUCCUAGUCCAGCACUCAAGCCACUGCACCACACUGGUUUGCCAACUCAGGAUUACACUCAAUGGAUUGUGGGCCCACAAAAGUUUAUGCCAUAAUAAAUUUCUUAGCCUUUAAGGUGCCACAAGGCUCUUUGUGGUUUUAUCAUGUGCACUUUUCUCACAUGCAAUAGCAACUGUGCUUCCUUUCCUUUGGGGUCUGUUCUUCAUUGGAGAAGGAGGUUGCUGUCACUGGAUCUGUGUCCCUGAACCUCAUAGAUGAAACUGGGAAGAGUAUUCUUUAUUACUUUCUACCUCUAGGGAUUCCGCAGCACAGAACCAGUUUUGGUGGCUCUUCAGCCCUUGUUCAAAUCAGAACAUGCUCCUGCGAAGCCACCAACCGAGACAAGCGUUUAGAGUCUUCCAUUGUUUUAUUGUGUUGUGUUUGGGCCAUGAACGCAAGAGUUUAACAUUACACAACAAUUUUGUUUAAUUAAGCACUCAACCAAGACAGUCAAGGGAGCUGUUGUCUACUUGGGCUGGGUGGCUUCAGUCUUCCCUUUACGGUUCUGAGGCAGGAGCUCAUUAGUGCCUUUAUUGGGACCUGUGGGAAACAAAGGGAAGACUUUGGUCAGUCGGAUGUUUUGCACAAACACAGUGUCUCAAAUGAAGGCGAGACUCCAGGGUGCAAAGUUUUCCCUGUUGCAUAUUUUAUCUGACGUGGGUAGAACAUUGUAUUGUUGAUGCUUAUCAGCCACUGCACCAUACCACACUGGUUACCAGAGUGGUUUAGCAGCAUUUUUUUAAAAAAAGAAAGGUUUGUCAGCAUUUUUAAAAACAGCUCUAUCACACCAAGCAUGUAUGGGUCUGAUUUCAACAAGCUAGCCAGCGCAUCGACCCUUUUAGCUUACUUCUUGCACUUUUAUCCUGCCUUCUAAGCAGCUCAGAGUGGCCUGCUUGGGGUUUAUCCCCAUACAUCCUCACAGCAGCCCUGUCGGGGUAGGCUAGGUUGAACGGGAAGAUAGUGUGACUGCCUUAGGGUCACCCAGCAGGGAGGGAUUUAGCCUUGAUCUAGCACUCCGGAUCACUGAUGCCAAGCAGGGCAUCUUGUAUGCCUUAUUUAUAGGUGGAAAAUAAACUAUUCAGAACCCUUGUUUCAAGUCCUUGGAGAACCAGAAUGUAAAUGGUCAGUAGCUAUUGGUGCAUCACAUUUUCCUACUAAUUCUGAGGCUGGUGUGAAAAAAAGUUCCCCCCACCCCUUCACUAGCAUGCAAUCUACAGUGGUACCUCGGGUUACAGACGCUUCAGGUUACAGACGCUUCAGGUUACAGACUCCACUAACCCAGAAAUAGUACCUCGGGUAUAAUGGUAUGGGGUUGCUCGUGCGUAAGUUGCCGCCUCUCCUGGCUUUGUUGCCUUGUUAAACCUUUCUGUCUGGACAGCCCUUCAAUUCGUGGCUGCCUCAGUCGCUAGCAGAAUCUGUCAGUGGGCGUUUCUUAAACCUUUUCCAACAUAAAAGUUGUUUGACACCCAGUCUCCUCCUACUUUCUCUGCGUGGAAGUCUCCUGCGCAGGGAGGGCGUGGGUAGCCGAGGACCAGUGCUCUCCCCGCUGGUGUCCGGUGAAGAGUCUGGGAGCCCUCUCGCCGAUUCCCCCAUCUGCCCCUCCUUAUUCCUGGUGUUGCACUGAAUUGCUUCCCCAUCUGCUGAGCUGCCUCUCUCCCUGCUGGGCCCUUCUCCAGCAUCAUUAGAGAGCCUCCCCUCCACCUCUAGCUCCGAUGUCAGUUCCCUGACAUCGGGUUAAGAACUUUGCUUCAGGAUGAGAACAGAAAUCACACUCCGGCGGUGCGAUGGCAGCAGGAGGCCCCAUUAGCUAAAGUGGUACCUCAGGUUUCAGGUUAAGAACAGUUUCAGGUUAAGAACGGAUCUCCAGAACGAAUUAAGUUCUUAACCUGAGGUACCACUGUAAUGUCAAGAAGUGGGGCACAGUGACUAUCUAUCUAUCUAUCUAUAUAUAUAUAUAUAUUCCUGGAGGCUUAAAAAAAGCUUUUGCAUUCUGCUUUUCUCUACCUUUCAGAAUUGUCAGAAAUAUCAAAGUGUGUGUCAUUAUGUUAAAAUCCAUCCACCGAAACCAUUUUUUAAAAAAAUGUGGCAGAAUCAGCAGGGCUUCAGGAGAGGCUGGAGGAGCAUCUUUGGUUUCAAACAACAGCAGCCCGCUGCAUUGCAGAUCCUGCAUCAUUCACAGGCCACGGACAGAGAGAAAUACUCUCUGCUGAAUUAAUUCUAAUGCACAGGACUGUUGGAGAAUAAUGGAUAAAAAGUUAGGUUACUGUGGCCCCUGGUGGCAGAAAGAUGUACCGCAGCCUGGAUAGAAAUGUCCCAUCAUGUGCUAAGCCAGGGCUCCAUGACAUUUUCAGCCAGAUCUGGAAAUUUCAAGCAAGUGCUGUAGGCAUCAUCCCCUCUGGCUAUUUUUCUAGCCCUUGGACAGCCCCCUGCUAUGAGGGAAGCAUGUGCCCAUGCACACUUUUGCUUUCUCUAGGAAUCUGGGUAAAAGUGAGAUCCAGAGGAAUUAAACAGACCCUGGAAAAGAAUAUAGAGGUGAGAGAGGAAGUGGGAAAGAGCGUCACUCUUUCAGCCUCCUCUUUCAGCUCCAUGUACUUUUUGAGGGUGGAAAAGGUAGUGGUCCUCACCACAUCAUGACCGAGGGGGCAGUGGGCGGGAAGCUUGGAGGCUUUGCAGGUACCACUGCACCCAUGGGUGUUUUGCUGACAACCUCUGGGUUAUGCAAAUGUCUAGAGAACUGAGGCAGUUUCCCUCUUUAGGGAAGUUUUUUUAAUAGUUUAUGUUUUAUUAUGGUUUUAUAUAAGUUGCAAGCCCCCCAGAGUGGCUGGGGUAACCCAUUCAGAUGGGUGGGGCACAAAUAAUCAAUCACCCAUCUGUGUCUAUCUAAACAUUCAAUUUGUGCAGGUGGCCUAAGAGUUGCGGUUGUACAUUUUGAGGCUGAAAAGCUCCCUGCACUGUGGUUUAUAAGGAGAAAGGAAAGGACUCAUUUGGAUGGAUUUUCCCCCUAAAUUGAUUUUUGAAUUCUGAAUUUAUUGUUAUUCACGUUUUAUACUGUAUUUUAUGCUGUUUUUUGUUGCAUCAAUUAAGUGUUUUAAAUUUGUUGUUAGCUGCCCUGAGCCCUGUUUUCUGAACCGGGAAGGGUGGGGUAUAAAUAAAAUUAUUAUUAGUAUUAUUCAUAAUUAUUGUUAUUAUUUCCACUCUCUGGUAGCACUUGUGCAGUAUAUAACAAUAAAAUGCUCGCAUUGUACUCUGCAAGAAUUGUAGAGCUAUAUAGCGUAGAGAAGGGGGCGGGGAGAGAAAGGAGAUAUUUAUCUUCUCUUUCUCUCGCCUCUCCUGAAACGCCUCCCUUGCCUCUCAGGCCUGAACGGGACCUCAGGGUUCCUGCUCCAGUCUGACUGGAGCUCUGUUCUGCCUCAGAACUGCAGGUGACAUGGACCUACGGUGGGGCUGAAACCUAAGCUGCAUAUUUUUUAAAGGUUCGGGAUACUUCUCUCCAUGCUGCCACACACCCACCCCCUAAAAUAAAGAAGCUCAAGUUUGCUUUCUGCCUUCAGUGCAGUUGACGUUGGGACCGAUAUGCUGGAACUUGACUGCCACUUGACGAAGGAUGAGCAAGUCGUCGUGUCUCAUGACGAGAAUCUGAAACGGUCGACCGGGGUCGAUGUCAAUAUAUCAGACCUCGAAUACUCGGUAAGUUGAAAUAAGCACCCUCUGCUUUCCUCCACCGCUUAAUUUCCCAACUGGGUGAACUCCAUAGGACAUCAGACUCAAUUCCCUGCAGUCCGGGGUUGGUUUGUUUACAUGAUUUAUAUGCUACUGAAUUGACGGCAAAACUCAAUGCUGUUUGCAUACAAAUUAUGGGACUCAUAGUUCCAAAGGUCUAGAAGGCUGCCUGUAAGACUUAGAAAACAGUUAAUAAUGUGCUUAAGUAUUCUAAAUAUAGAAAAAUAGUGCAGAAGGUCACAUCCACAGUCCUGCAGAUCUUCCCUGCUGAGGCUUGCAGCUUGCUGAAGUAGCUAAGAAGGCUGGUAAUGGAAACGCCCAUUUGAAAAACUCGCAUCAGGCUCUGAUACUAUAAAACGCAACACAGUGGUGGGGAACCUCUGGCCCAAAUGUGACCCUCUAGCUCCCUCUGUCUAGCCUUCUGAACUCUCCAUACCCCUUCCCUGGCCUUGCUCUGCACCUCAGAUAUUUUUGCCUGGCUGCAAUGUUGAUCAUGCCUCUUGCUUUUCUGGAUGGAGCGUAGAGAGGGGUGUGUGAAAAUUAUUAUUAUUAUUAUUAUUAUUAUUAUUUAUACCCCUCCCUCCCCAGCCAAGGCCGGGCUCAGGGCAGCUUACAUGCAAUAAUAAAAACAAGUUCAAUGAUUACAACUUAAAAACAAAAUUAAAAUACAUUAAAAUAUUGAAACAUUAAAAUAUUAAAAUGUAGCCUCAUGGCAGGAGGAGAAGGAAAAGAAAAAAGAAAGAGAGGGAGGGAGGGAAUCAAAUUGGCUCCAAGCCAAAGGCCAGGCAGAACAACUCUGUCUUACAGGCCCUGCGGAAAGAAAUCCGAUCCUGCAGGGCCCCGGUCUCAUGAGGCAGAGCGUUCCGCCAGGCUGGAGCCAGAGUUGAAAAGGCCCUGGCUCUGGUUGAAGCUAAUCUGACUUCCUUAGGGCCCGGGACCACUAGGGUGUUGCUAUUUAUGGACCUUGAGGCUCUCUGUGGGGCAUACCAGGAGAGGCGGCCCCGUAGGUACGAGGGUCCUAGGCCGUGAAGGGCUUUAAAGGUCAAAAGCAGCACCUUAAAUCUGACCCUGUACUCCACCGGAAGCCAGUGCAGCUGGAAAAGCACUGGGUGAAUAUGCUCCCAUGGCAGAGACCCCGUGAGGAGCCUCGCUGCAGCAUUCUGCACCCACAGAAUGUGUGUAGAAAACUAGCCUACUGUACAAAAGUAAGAUCUGCGUUAGCUGCUCUGCUCACUUUUGCCUCUGGCUGCACCACCAGUUGGCAUGUGGUUCUUGGAGGCUACGAAAGGUUCCCUACCUUGGGAUUCCUUCAGUGGUGAAAAUGGAUUGUAUGUUUUUCUGAAGCUCCAUAACAGUAGCACUGGUAUUUCUUGCUCCAUGGAUGCUCUGCAGUGGUCUCCUUGUUUCAGGAUCUUACUGUUGUGCUUCCUCUUAAGCUGAUUGGCUGAGGCGCAGAGGGCUCCCAGAACUCAGCUGAGCAAGGCCCCAUGCCACUCCGGUAGCUCUCCCUCUAGGAAAAAAGCACUGUAUUGAACUGAUUAGUUCUUCUAUUUAAAAGUCAAUUUCUAGCCUAAUCUUCCUCUGCAAAUUUGUUUGUGUAUGUUUAAUAACAUUUUCCCCCUCAUCCUCGCCGCGGGAUCACAUUCACCCAGUGCUAUACCAGCUGCACUGGCUCCCAGUGGCGUACAGGAUCAGGUUUAAGGUGCUGGUUUUAACCUUUAAAGCCCUACACAGUCUAGGACCCUCGUACCUACGGGACCGCCUCUCCUGGUAUGUCUUACGGAGGACCUUACGAUCUUCAAACAAAAACACCUUGGAGGUCCCGGGCCACAGGGAGGUUAGGCUGGCCUCAACCAGAGCCAGGGCUUUUUCGGCUGUGGCCCCGAUCUGGUGGAAUGCUCUGUCACAAGAGACUAGGGCCCUGCGGGACUUGACAUCUUUCCGCAGGGCCUGCAAGACAGAGCUGUUCCACCAGGCCUUUGGCCAAGGCACAGUCUGACCCCCUCCUUUGGUAAUCCUCACAGAACUCUAGCCCAAUGGUUGCCAUUAAUUUGAUUUUGAACUGAUUUUAGAAUGAAUUGAUUUUAGAAUGCUGUGUUACUUUUAUUGUUGUUAGCUGCUUUGAGCCCGGCUUCGGCUGGGGAGGGCGGGAUAUAAAUAAAAUUUUAUUUUAUUUAUUAAUUAUUAUUAUUUACUUCCUUCACAAUAAGACCAAACGUUCUUUCUCUGCAAAGAUUACUCUUGUUCCUGUGACUUAAAAAUAAAUUCCAGAUAACUCUUCCUUAGAUUUUUCUUUCCAGAGCACCUGAUGUGUAAGGUCUGAGAGGUUGAAACGAGGCUGUCUCUGGAUGAUGAUGAUGAUGCUCAAUCAGUUUGUGUAAAUUGGCAUCUGUGUGGAGUUAACGCAUCCAUGUCUUUUUUAUUUAUUUAUUUAAAGGAACUCCCGCCGUACCUCUGCAGAUUGGAUGUAACAUUCCAGAAAGGUAAUAUUUGGAAGACCUUACCACUUUUGAAAUGUUAUUUUUUUUGUUCAUGGCAUCGUUGGGUUUCUGUACAUGAACUUUAUGUCACUGGAAGUUGCUGCCAGCCAGUGUAGGCAGUGCUGAGCUGGGUGGACCCGGUGGCGUGACAGCCGCUUCAUAUGUUAACCCAGCACCAAAUCAGCUUUGUUGCCAUGUAACAUGUGAAACAACUCUAGCUCUCCCCGUUACAAAUGAUGGCAGCCUGCGAGUGUCCCCAGCAGCAACCAAAUUCUGCUUGUGUCCAUCAGAGUGCCAUUGCGAAGGUGAAGACAAGCGCAUCCCUCUCCUGAAAGAGGUAUUUGAGGACUUCCCCCACACUCCUGUCAACAUAGACAUCAAGGUGAACAAUGACGUACUGAUUAAAAAGGUGAGACCCCACCCCACCCCAGUCUGGUUCCUCUCAAAAGUCCAUUUGUGUAUUUCAUCAAACUGGGAGAACAUUGACUGACCCUGGUCCUGCUAGCUAGGGAUGAUGGGAGUUGUAGUCCAGUAACAGCUGGAGACCGAAGUUUGGGAAACCCUCAUCUAGAGAAAUAAUACAAUGACUUGAGGACUGAGAAAUAACAUUAAAGAAACUGCCCCAUUGUGUAAUUGCCACAAACAAAAAAACAGCAGCCCCUCUGUGUUCAUAUUGAUCUCAGGUCUCAGAGUUGGUGAGCCUUUACAAGCGAGAACAUCUGACGGUUUGGGGCAACGUCAGUCAUGAGAUAGUUGAAAAGUGUCACAAAGAGGUAAGCGGCCAGCAUUUCAUCCUGAUAAACCUUCUCCUGUCAAAGCUUUUCUCCUGUCCUUCCACAAGGCCACGUACAGAGUUAUUCCUCCCCCCACCUUGCAUUUUAUCCUCACAACAACCCUGUGAGAUAGGGUGGGCUGAGAGAGAUUGUGAGUGCCCCAAGAUCGGCCACUGAAAUCCGUGGCUGAAAGGGGAUUUAAAACUAGGACUCCUGCUCAGAUGCUCUAGCAACUUUUAAUACUAUACAUGUCCCCCACCUUGGGGCCGUGGGGUAAAGGCUGGGUUGUAAAUGCGCCAAACGUACUGGCCUUAAAGGUAAAGGGACCCCUAACCAUUAGGUCCAGUUGUGACCGACUCUGGGGUUGUGGCACCCAUCUCGCUUUAUUGGCCGAGGGAGCUGGCGUACAGCUACCGGGUCACGUGGCCAGCAUGACUAAGCCGCUUCUGGCGAACCAGAGCAGCGCAUGGAAACACCGUUUAAAUUCCCACUGGAGCAGUAGCUAUUUAUCUACUUGCACUUUGACGUGCUUUCGAACUGCUAGGUGGGCAGGAGCAGGGACCGAGCAACGGGAGCUCACCCCGUUGUGGGGAUUCAAACCGCCAACCUUCUGAUCGGCAAGUCCUAGGCUCUGUGGUUUAACCCACAGUGCCACCUGCGUCCUUGUACUGGCCUUAGUUGUGCAUUAAACCUGCUGUGUUUGUGCCUUAUUUUAUCUCUCACUUUCUAUUUCUCCAGAACGCCCACAUCCCUAUCCUCUUCUGCUUGCGACGUGUCCUGCUCCUCCUCGGCCUGUUCUAUACCGGCCUCCUGCCUUUCUUUCCCAUCCUGGAGGAGUUCUUGGAGAUUCCUAUGCCUUCCAUCAUUCUCAAGUAAGUUGCUUGUUUUGCAGUGGUGCUAGAAGCACAGCGGAGCGGAGCUCACCUGGUUCCUCAAAGCUUUCGCAGAAACAGAAGGAAGCUGCCUUAAAACAAGUCAAAUGAUUUGUCUUCUCUAGGCCAGUGUUGCCUACUCUGAAUAAAAGGUUGUGGAGUUUGGGACUUUUUAGUUUAGAGAAAAAAAGGCAAGUAAGAGGAAUUUUAUGAAAUUCCUACCCUUGUUCUGUGGUGUCACUCAGAAGUCUUUGGUUGCUUUUUUCUUUAAUAAGAAAAAGAAAUGCUGAAUUCUUAUGAUCUGUUCAUAAAUCAUGCACAUUUAUUUCUGUUGCUUUUACGGAAUUACACCAGUCAGUUCUUAAUGCUUGAGUAAUUUAGUUUUUAUACGUAAAAUGUUUAAAGGCCUAUUUUUUGCUUACAAGUUACAUACAGUAAUGAACUGCUGUUAUUACUCCUUAAACUAAUUUUUUGCUAAGCACAGAAGGGGCAAGAAGCUAACACAAAGGUUUGCCCCCAGCUUUAGGGGGGAAAUCUCAUUCAUCCACCCUUCACUUCUCAGAGAGAAGGGCUAGAAACCCGUAUAGGGGUGUGGGUGUGCUCCUUGCACCAGCAGGGAUGAUAGUAAAAGGGAUCCGGGCUUCUCUGUAUGUUUUUGAACGGGUGGUGCUUGCAUUCCAAUUUCCUACAUUUUUCAUGUUGAAACUGUGUUGCAACAGGGCCUUGUGGCCUUUCUCAGGCUCUGAGUGCAUCUUCCAAGCCGCUUGGCAUUAAAGCCCAACAAGCUUGAUAUCUGUGCUGCACUCAGUGAUCCCUUUUCUGUUUUCCCAGUUGCUAACAGCAUGUAUUAAAAUGGCAGUCCUGUAAACACAAGUUCUUCUCUUCUCUUCUUAGGUUGAAAGAAUCAGAGAAGAUCUCAAGGAGCCAGCGGUUUACCAUAUGGCUUACUGAUGCGUAAGGCUACCUUUCCUCCUCAGCCCUUUGUCAUAGUGCCGUCAUUCUCCUCUAGAGCAGAAGCCUCACCCCUCUCCCCGAAUGCAGUGCUUCAAAAGGAGUAACACCUCUUAGGGCCUGUUUUCAAACGUUAUCUCCAACUCUUCCCCUGAUCCUACUACUCUUGCUGUUUGGGCUUCCAGUGCUUUCCUGAUCCACAGCUCUAUAUCCCAAAUGGUCAGGCUCUUUGUUUAGUACAAUAUAAUAUAAUUUAUCAUUUGUACCCUGCCCAUCUGGCUGGGUUUCCCUAGCCACUCUGAGCGGCUUCCAACAAAGAUUAAAAAUACAUUAAAAUGUCACACAUUAAAAACUUCCCUGAACAGGGCUGCCUUCAGAUGUCUUCUAAAUGUCAGGUAGUUGUUUAUCUCUUUGACAUCUGAUGGGAGGGCGUUUCACAGGGCGGGUGCCACCACCGAGAAGGCCCUCUGUCUGGUUCCCUGUAGCUUUGCUUCUCGCAAUGAAGGAACUGCCAGAAGGCCCUCAGCGCUAGACCUCAUAUUAGGCAUUGUUGUUGUUUAGUCGUUUAGUCAUGUCCAACUCUUCGUGACCCCAUGGACCAGAGCACACCAGGCACUUCUGUCUUCCACUGCCUCCCGCAGUUUGGUCAAACUCAUGCUGGUAGCUUUGAGAACACUAUCCAACCAUCUCGUCCUUUGUCAUCCUCUUCUCCUUGUGCCCUCCAUCUUUCCCAACAUCAGGGUCUUUUCCAGGGAGUCUUCUCUUCUCAUGAGGUGGCCAAAGUCUUGGAGCCUCAGCUUCAGGAUCUGUCCUUCCAGUGAGCACUCAGGGCUGAUUUCCUUAAGAAUGGAGAGGUUUGAUCUUCUUGCAGUCCAUGCACCAUAAUUCAAAAGCAUCAAUUCUUUGGCGAUCAGCCUUCUUUAUGGUCCAGCUUUCACUUCCAUACAUCACUACUGGGAAAACCAUUAGGCAUUAGGCAUAUUCAAGUCUCCCAUGAGCCCAGAAUGCUCACCUCUGAAUGUUUCAGUGCCUCCCUCCAACUAGCCUCCACUGGUGGGUUAUUCUUUCUUUUUGCUGCAUCUUGGCAUCCCAGUGCAGAGGUGCUAUAGAGUUACUAACCCCUCCUUUCCCAAGGAGGUUGCCUGUUCGUUGCUCUAGCCUUACCACCUCCCGGUUAGCAGGCACAGCAAGACAUGCCACAGGGGCAUAUCCUGCUGAUAAUGUACAAAGUGCUGCUUUGGGGAGGAGCCAAAACUCAGUGGCAGAGGACAUGUUUUUCAGGCAGAGAAUCUCAGUUCCACCCCCUUAGAAGGAUCAGGAAGCAGGUGUGAGAAAGAUGUUGCUUCGCCUGGUGAACCUCUCCCAGUCAGAGUAGACAAAGCUGGGCUUAAACACACCCGAGGCCUGGUAGAUAAUAAAGCCCAUCCUGUUUACCCAUACUUUUAAAAUCAUCAGAUUGCGGCUGCAUUCAGACAACACUUUAGUCCAUCUUCCCAAUGUUUCCUUACUGGUCAAUUUCUACCUUCUAUGUGAUCUUUCACACAUUGGAAAAGCCGCUUCAGGAAAUCUAGUGGAAUCUAGCGGAGGCUUGCCACUCAUUUCUGUAUUAAUUUGUUGGGGGGGGGACGGAUCUGUUUGCAGCCUCAUAAACUUGAGAAUUCAUGUUGUAAUUUUACAUGCUGACAUUUGGGGCAGUAUUCCAGCUGCAUGCAAAUUUAGCAGAACGUGGCAAUUUUAUCAAUCAAAGAGCCACAGUUCCAUAACUCAACAGGUGCCUCAGUUUGAAAGGAACAUUAGAAGACAUAACAAUGCUAGCGUAAUAGCCAGUAAAACUAACACAAUAAACCGCACGUCUAAGUGCAGCUUGUUUUGCAUUAAUUUGUUGGAUGCCUGGAGUGCUAGUUUAGUGGAAAGGGAGGUAUAGCUACACACACACACACACACACACACACACACACACACUGGUACCUCAGGUUAAGUUCUUAAUUUGUUCCGGAGGUCCGUUCUUAACCUGAAACUGUUCUUAAUCUGAAGCACCACUUUAGCUAAUGGGGCCUCCUGCUGCUGCUGCUGCCGCGCCGCCAGAGCACGAUUUCUGUUCUCAUCCUGAAGCAAAGUUCUUAACCUGAAGCACUAUUUCUGGGUUAGCAGAGUCUGUAACCUGAAGCGUAUGUAACCCGAGGUACCACUGUAUAUAUAUGUAUGUAUAUGUAUAUAUGUAUAUAUCACACCUUUGAUAGACAUGUCAAUGAUCUUACUAUCCUGUCGUUGCAGAUUGUUAAUGAGGAAAGCAUUAUUUGACCACCUCACUGCUCGAGGAAUUCAGGUACGGUGUAACACAGAUCUUCUGAAAUUUUGUGUGGGAGCUGCUCUGUUCUGUUCCCAUCUCCAACUAACCUCAGAAAAGUGUGACGUAAACAACACAUUAAAGAACUUGGCAUGUGUUAAGUGGGAUCCCACAUAGUUCACACAAGCGCUACAUUGACUCCCACCUCCGCUCAACCUGUAGCCCGGGUGGGGAGCCUUCUUGCCUCCUUGGGCCAGAUCCAUAUCGGGAUCAGCCUUGAGGGCUGAAUGUGACAGCUGGGUGGCGCCCUCCACCUGUCAGUGACUUGAUGUCACAUUGGAACUUUAAAGCACCUUGCAAAGUGCUGCUAAGAGGAAGUUUUUUUCUCCCAUUUUAGCAGGAGAUUCUGUUUGAACCCCUUCCUUACUGGAUCUCCUUACUGCAUGGAAUCCUGCCAAACUGAGCACAAUUUAACCCCUGCUCAUCAGCUGAUAGGCAGAAGUUGAAUCCUGCUCAGUUUGGCUGUGCACCCCUGUUCCCUGUAAUAGGUGCACAGCGGAUGCAGGAUUUAACCCCACUUUCCCACCCAUCAGAUGACUUCCCAAGCAGAGAGGCAUGGGAGACACGGCCUGGCAGGCCCAAAAUUUGACCUCUGCUGGCCAGAGGUCUUCCUCCCCUGCUUCCUGGGAUUCUAAGGAAAGCCAAUAUGAACAUUCUCUUUCUGAUGUGCUGCUGAUGCUUUGAAAGUGACUUAUCUGAUGCCAAAAAAUACUUAACUGCUUCUGACUGACCUAGUAUCUGAGCAAGUGACUUCCAGCUCACAUUAUACUAGCUUUGAUCAGCCUGUAUGCACAGCCACCACAGAGCAUGCCUGUACGCUGGAGAUCAUGCUUCUGGUCCUCAUGACAGGAGGGCCGGCUGUUGUUUUUCAGCUUACAGAAAACGUGGAUGGGGGAAGCAUUGCUUGACCUUCUCGCCUCUGGACAAGCUUUAUGCUUCAUGCUCUUGUCUUGAUCCUCCGGUCUUUCUUCUUCUUCCCUCCCUCCCCACCCAAAAGCCGAGGGCAAAGGGAAAGAAGCUUGUAGAAAUCAACAUGCUUUUUUAUUCCCCAGCAUCUCCCCUUGGGGCUAGGAAAUGCUGCCUCCCAGGAGAGCUGCAUCCACUCAGUGUGGACAGUACUGAGCUAGUUGGAACAUAGGUCUGGCUCAUUAGAAAGCAGUUCUCUGUGUUUUUACCUUAUUAUAAAUGUUAACUAUAUUUGAGUUGUUUUUAAUGCUCCUUUUCCACUGUCUUUUAUUGGGGGGGGGGUGAGAGAGAGAGGAGAGAGAGAAAGAGAGAACCACUUAGAUGUCAGGGAACUGCAAGCAGCAAGGGAGCAAAGAAUUAGAGGAUUCAGGGAACGAUCUCCACUGCUCAGUACUGAGUCCUCCUCAGAAGACAGAGAAGAGGAUAGUGAGUCUGGGGAGGAAGGGGUGCUUCAGAGAGAGGGGGAUCCACGUCACAGGGGAAAACGGAAGGGGCUGAGCCGUUGGCUCUGUUGGUCUCGAGGGAGAGGGAAAAGAGAAAGUAGUUAGAGCAACGCGUCAUGAGAGACGGGUUGCUUUGUUUAUUCUGUAUGUAAUCUUGUCAGAAGAAAAUAAAGAAAGGAAUUUAUGGCUGGCUGCCGGGAGUGUUUUUCUGCUAAGUGCAGCAACGCAUGCAGCUGGCUAGCUGACAUUAGAGGUUUACAAUCAGGCAGUAUACGAAUUCUGUUAAAUAAAAAUUAAAAAGUGGGUGACCAGACUAAUAAAGGAUGAAUGUUAGCAAAUGCCAGCAUUCCUGCUUAGGUUCAGUUUCAGUUGUGGCCUUAGCCCAUGGAUAGGCAAAUUAGGGGCCGGAUCCGGACCAAUUGCCUCCUAAAUCUGGCCCGUGGAUGGUCCGGGAAUCAGCGUGUUUUAACAUGAGUAGAAUGUGUCCUUUUAUUUAAAAUGCAUCUCUGGGUUAUUUGUGGGGCCUGCCUGGUGUUUUUACAUGAGUAGAAUGUGUGCUUUUAUUUAAAAUGCAUCUCUUGGUUAUUUGUGGGGCACAGGAAUUCGUUCAUAUUUUUUUUUCCAAAAUCUAGUCCGGCCCCCCACAAGGUCUGAGGGACAGUGGACCAGCCCCCUGCUGACAAAGUCUGCUGACCCCUGUGACUUAGCCAAAAGCAGCCAUAGGCAAAAGUUGUAUUGGGAGGCAUUAUCAGUCACACAUCCAUUGUGUGCCUUCUCUCCCUCCAGGUGUAUAUCUGGGUCCUCAACGAAGACGAAGAGUACCAGCGAGCGUUCGAUUUGGGCGCGACGGGCGUGAUGACGGAUUACCCCACGAAGCUGAAGAACUUUUUGCACACCUACACGCCUGGGCAGCAGAAAGACAAGGAAGGGUAGUUCUUGCAAAGAGGAAGGGGGGAGAGUACACGAUCCCCGGACAGCACCAAGCCAAGGAGGAGCGGCAGCAGCACCCCCCCUCCAACACACCGGCACCCUCCUGCCUGAACUUUUCAGUGACAUGCGCUCACCCGACAAUGAGACGUAGACGCAGCUGGGUUUUAUUACCUCAUUCUUAAGUCAUUACACCUCUUAGAGAUUGCACACAGCUAUAUUUAUUUUAAAAUGUAAGCGGCAUAGUUGUUAUGUAAAUAGCUUGAUGGGCGGGCGUUGCACCCUGGUCCGACGAGACAUCUCUAGGAAGGAACCUGCCGACAGGGCGAUUCCUAGAGGUGGUAGGUGUAACUUAACCGUAUUCGUUGCUAGCUCAGAUUCCACCAAGUUUGCACAUGGAAAACAUUCCAGCGGGACACUUUUUUAAAAAUAAUAAUAAUAACAAUAAUUUUACUUUGUUGCCUACUCUGUGUAAAAUGUUCUUAGUGGACUGGCUGACGCGGCCGUAAUUGUCACGUUUUCUUAGUGAGGCAGAAAGAGGAAAAGAAGAAAGAGCUGGAAAAAUGGACAAGCUGGACUUUACGCUCUGCUAAAAGCCCCUGUCUGACAUCCAUGUUUUAUUUGCUGAGGACAACUUUGAAGAGGGGGUGAUGAACUGUUCCCCGGUGGCUACUCCCCCACCACCCAAAUCCGGUAGGCUGCUUCAAGCGCUGUUUGACGGCAGACACUCUUUGCUCCAUGCGCCAUUCCUGCCUCUUGAGCAGGCUAUCUGGCCACAGCAAAUCUUGGCCAGGGAACUCAUGACGGCCAGUCCUCUAGCAUAACUCAUGAAAGUUAGCCUUCUUUUAUGGUGUGUGUGUGUGUGUGUCCAACAGCGAACCCUAAAACUAGCAAUAGUGCUGCUUGUAUCAAUGUAGGGAUGUCUUGGCCAGUUUGUUGUACGUACUGCCAUGUUUUUUUAGCCUGAAGCAUUUUUGGGAAGGGCUCGCACUGCAGUCAUUGACUCCGAGUGAGAGCAGAAGACAUAUAACAGUAAGAUGCGACACCACUUUUCAGGGGCUGACGGUAUCAAAGGCUGCAACCUUUUUUUCCACCUGGCCUGAAUUCAGAAAGUAGAAUAAGCUACCGUUCUUGUAGAUUCCAGGCUCGCUUGUCUCGGUAGUCAUAAGCCUAGUAGCACAUGCCACAUUUUGAACCAAGAGGCUGAAAUUCCCAAAACAAAGCCUCUCUAAUUGACUGGCAUAUGUAGAAAGAGGUCUCUGCACUUUGUACCACUGUUGGAACACUGUUGCCUCCCCAGGAGAAGUCUGGUUCAAGAAUUCCUGGAGUAAGUGCUGAGUGCAAGGAAAGGUCUUAACUUCGCCUCUGCAAGUGCGCUUUGGUUAACUGAGCUGGUCUCCACUCCCAUGCACAAGGGUAUCUUCUGACCUACUGACACCUGGAGAAAAUAGCAUCACGUUUACUUUAAAAUAAGUCAAUAAGUUUUAAAUAUAAGGGGGUGGCAAGCCACAGAAGAAAGGUAUGGAAAACCAGUGCAGUUCAAGACCUAGACCUAGGUUCAAAUAUCCGCUUGAUUAAAAUAAAAAGUAGCUGGGAUAGUUUAGAGCAGUCACAAUCUCUCAGCCUAACCUACCUCACAGGGCAGUUAUGAGGAUAACAGGGUAUUUUUUUAAAAAAAACAAUGGCACUGUAGACCACCCUGAAUUCUUUGGAGGGAUUUGAUACUAACUGUGACUUUAAAAGGCCUUUAAAGUGUAAGAGUUGAAACUGUAGCAUGUAUAUUCCGAAGUACACUUCUGUGUCGCCUCUCCUAAAUUUAGCUUAAACUGUACUGUGAGGGACGUAGCGGUCUCUGAAUCAGCGAAUUAAAAAAAGAAAGAAAACGCA
Podarcis lilfordi (Lilford's wall lizard) is the source of this 30445-nucleotide messenger RNA. The record is from the annotation of a GenBank genome assembly. Lineage: Eukaryota; Metazoa; Chordata; Lepidosauria; Squamata; Lacertidae.